Molecule: messenger RNA, 505 nt
Organism: Dioscorea cayenensis subsp. rotundata (Guinea yam)
Lineage: Eukaryota; Viridiplantae; Streptophyta; Magnoliopsida; Dioscoreales; Dioscoreaceae
Product: arabinogalactan protein 23-like
Exons: 1
Coding region: 310-486 (58 amino acids)
Source: RefSeq, a predicted model, not a curated record
UUACAUUUUUACCGGCUGCACUGUCCUUGUCCCUAAUUGCAAUGCUAAAUCAUUCACAUUAGCAACCAUUCAACCGUUUCAACCUUCAAAAAUGGCAAGCAGAAGGAACCGGUCAAGAGGUAAACUCACGUCCAUCCAUGCACAUGCAAACCCACAUAAAUAGCACCCUUUACGUUCUAAAACUAAAAACCCUAAUAUGACCGAAAGACUUCCUAUAUAACCACUUGCAACCCUUUCAUUCUCUUCUAAGGAAGGACUUACACUUAAUCUCAUCUCAUCUUAGGCUACAUUCUUAAUACAAAGCCAGAGAUGGAGAUGAAGAAGAUUGCUUGUGCUGUUCUCAUUGCGGUAGCCUCGGCCACCACCACCAUGGCUGCGGAAGCCCCCGCUCCUGGCCCUAGCAGUGGCUCCUUUGCUGUCACACCCGCCGUCGGGGCCAUUGCCGGAGCCUCUGUUGUCUCCUUCCUUGCCUUCUUGUUUCAGUGAUCAUCCUAUCAAAGACGAA